Messenger RNA from Mixia osmundae IAM 14324, 686 nucleotides. RefSeq lists its product as uncharacterized. The record is from RefSeq and is a predicted model, not a curated record. The transcript is spliced from 3 exons. Bases 233 to 562 code for a protein of 109 amino acids. NCBI's taxonomy places the organism in Eukaryota, Fungi, Basidiomycota, Mixiomycetes, Mixiales, Mixiaceae.
GAAUUUCUCCAAGAGACCAGCAAGCUUGGGGCUGUCAUUGGCAAUCGAGCUUCGCGUCUCCACCUGGCAGCCGUCCCACUUCUACGGACGAAAGGAUGAAUGUCUCUAGCGUCGGACAGGCCUCCUCGGCCUUUGUCAUCUCUGCAGAGACGGCGCACGAGCAGACACGAUUACUUUAGUUCAAGUGCGGAGACCACCUCACAAGAAAGUCAAGUCGUCGCACAAGGAUGCGAUGGCGACCAAGUAUCAAUGUCGACGACAUAUUCGACGAGCCCGUCCGUUCUACAAAGCCGUACCUUCCCCUGCCGAUCUGAAUCGCACACUCGCUCACGCUCUACUAUGCGCGCUGCAAAUGAAAGGCUACCCUGACUCUGUCGGCGCCGCUGGCUAUAAUGCGAUCAACGGCGACAUCCAGCGUUUCAUCAACGAGCUUGGUCAAGUCGAGCGAUUGGGCUUGAUGCCUCUGCCGGCAAUUCAUGGCAUUAAAGCACUGUGUCACUCUCUAUCUCCUUCUCGUCCCCUUCACGCUCGUCACCGACCUUUCGUGGCGUAUGAUCGAUGAUCCCUUUCUCGUGCGCCUUCGCCGUCAUUCUCUUCAGCAUCGAGGCUAUUGUUUCAGGGAUCGAGAUUCCCUUUGGCUAUUACCCUCCAUAUUCUCCACUCAGUUCGGUCUGCGCAGACCUGAG